GUUUAUGGCCUUUAUUCUUCUUGUUUACAGGCAGCAUUCUGUGUCAUAUUCCUGAUAUUACUUGUUCAAGGAGAAAAUGAAAACGAAGUCAGUGAGACAGACAUGGAAUUGCAAGGUGCUUGAUAAUUAUUUCUCUCUCACACAAAUUCAAAUUGAGUUGAAAACGAACCUUUAUCACUGACUGUAUCUAUGUGUUCGUCUAUAAAUUCUUUUUAUUUUCCAGGCCAUAAUCUCAGAGAAAAGAGGAGCGUCGGGUGGUGGGGAAGGAGGAGCCGCCGUCAUUACCGCCCCUCUUACCGCCGCCGUUACCAUUACCGUUAUGGUUACUGCGCACGCUAUUGGGGUAAGUAGCUUAUUCUGUUUUUAUUAAAAUAAAUCAGCUAAAAAAUUUCUUUUACAGUGAACGCGUUAUGCACUCUGAUGGUAAAUGGCGAUGUAACGUCGUGCCCAGAUCCUGCCGUUUAAGUAACCGAAAUGCCUUUUCAGACUUUGGGGCAUAUUUCGCCAAACCUAAGGAUCCUGUCACGAAAGAACAACGAACCGACGCCAUUUCUUCUAUUCCUUGCAAUGACUGUGACAACCAAUACAUUGGACAGACCAAACAUCAGUUUGGUACACGUUUAAAAGAGCACCAAAAAGCGGUUUUUCUUUGCAAAAAGGAAAAUUCAGCUUUAUCGGAGCUACAUGCCUAACUAACCAUACAAUUGGGUGGGAUAAUUCUAAAAUUAUCACCACUAAUCGGCGUUACCACUAGCGCCUUUGUUUGGAGGCUUGGCAUAUUAACUCCGCCCACGCUCCUUUAAAUCGUGACGAUGGCGGUUUGCUUCCUGACGCCUAUUUACACCUCGUCAGAAAAAAGGCCGCUAAUUUGUGAUCAUAUAAAAGGACCUCUUGUUGCAGCGUUUAGAUCACCCCUGAUGAAGGCACUAGACAGGAGUGUCGAAACGUUGGGUCUAUGACUUGUAACUUCUUCGGUUACAUUCAUUAAAUCUGCAAACCAGAGUAGCGUCAAACUAUGUCUGCAACUAACUGUGUUUUUCUUAAACAGGAAAAAGGAAGUAUUACAUACUCAAAUCUGUACUGAAAGAAGUAGACUGCUUGAAUAAUACAAAUUGCCAAGAAAGUCAAGUCAAAAUCUUUGGUAAGUAUCACGUGAAGUUACUAACCUUGAUUAGAGCUAGACCAACAACAAAAUGCUGAAAAAGUAAGUAAUCCAUGCCAGAAACGGAGGGGAGACACUAUUUCCAGAGAAAUGCCUGAUAGAGAAAGCAUUUCUACCUAAACAAAUGACGCAAUUACCAAGUAAGCCGAAGCAUAAUCAGAUCUUGAGUUUAGGUUGCUACUGAUUAAACCUUUCACUCCCAAGAUAUCAUUAUUUAUUCUCCUUAAUGUCUGCCAUGUCAUUCUCAUUAUGUUUGUUUAGAGAAUUUGGUAGUUGAUGAACUAAUCAUGCCCUCAUUGAUAUGUUUUUCUUUAUUCUCAUCACUUUUCUGCUGAAUAUUGUAUUAAUAUUAUAAGGAGAAAGUCAGUUUUGGUCACACUGGAUGGUAAGAAGUUGGGGGAGAGGUUGAAGGAAUUUGUUUGUGUCAUAAUAAAAUUUACCUGAUCCCCAUUCCCCUUCAUUAGCCAUCAAUUUUCUAUAGUCCUACCUUUAAAUUAUUCUGAUCUUUGUUUGGAUCCCCGGAAAAAGUCAAACAGUUCUCUAGAUAAAGAUUGUUUUUUCCCUAAUUAUUCGAUCCUUAACUAAACUGAUACAUUUCCAUACCAAUUAUUCUGAUCUUUUUCGAAGGAAUUCCAUAGUUCUUUAGAUCAAAGUUGUUCUUAUCACCCUCUUUAUUGUGCAAGUAAAACGGUUAGUACUUUGUUUAAAGCCAGGACGCGCUAUAAACAGAGUUGUACCAUUUAUCAUAUCAAUAACAGGAGAGAUUUUCAAGCCACCCACUCCAGCCCCACCCAUGAGUCCUAUUCCGUCGCCUUCCUCCAGUCCGGUGAUGACCGUAUCGCCUUCAAGUUUACAAGUUGUAUCGUCGAUGCCAGCCGUAUCACCUUCAAGUUCACAAGUUGUAUCUUCGAUGCUGGCCGUAUCACCCACACCAUCCUCCAGCAGUGUAAUGGUUUCACAGACUGUUUAG
This is a messenger RNA of Pocillopora meandrina, 2132 nucleotides long. The record is from the annotation of a GenBank genome assembly. Lineage: Eukaryota; Metazoa; Cnidaria; Anthozoa; Scleractinia; Pocilloporidae.